GAUGAACCACUCUAGAGAGUAGACAAAAUUAGGAAGUUUCCCACCCGGAAUAAGUCAACAGUGCCACAGCCACUGUCGCUAUCGCGGCCGCAUUUCAUUCCACGAAUAAAUUCUGAAACCAGAAACAGUCGGUAUUGUAUCGAAGCUCUUGGUUAAGUUUGGUACAAUGCCUUGGUGGGAUAUUGGAUUGCUUUCUCGUCUCAAAAACUUGAGUGGCGUCGUCUUUCAGGGUGUGUCAAGCAAGAAGCCGGAGAUUUCUGCGGUUAAUACUGAUUUGUUCACACCCAUUCACUUACCAUUGAUGGAACACAGGGAGGAUGAGAACAAAAUGCAGGAAGUUCAGCUUGGUUCACAUACCAUAAGGUCCCAUGGAGUGACACUUGCACGGACACACAUGCAUGAUUGGGUGAUACUGAUGCUUCUUGGGUUGAUAGUUGUCAUCCUUAAUGUGAUUCAUCCAUUUUAUCGCUUCGUAGGAAAAGACAUGAUGGCUGAUCUUAAAUAUCCCUUGAUAAGUAACACAGUACCUGUUUGGGCUGUCCCUAUGUAUGCAGUUGCACUGCCCAUAGCAAUUUUUGUUGUUGUCUAUUUCCGCAGGAGAGAUGUCUAUGACCUUCACCAUGCCAUACUAGGUCUAUUGUUCUCUGUCCUGAUAACAGGGGUUCUUACAGAUGCUAUAAAAGAUGCAGUUGGUCGACCCCGACCAGACUUCUUUUGGCGCUGUUUUCCAGAUGGGAAGGAUGUGUAUGAUAAAUGGGGAAAUGUUGUAUGCGAUGGUGUGAAGAGUGUUAUAAAGGAGGGGCACAAGAGUUUUCCAAGUGGCCAUACUUCAUGGUCCUUUGCUGGUCUUGGAUUUCUCUCUCUGUAUUUGUCAGGAAAAAUACAAGUAUUUGAUCGCAAAGGCCAUGUUGCAAAACUUUGCAUUGUUAUUUUUCCACUACUUGUUGCAUCACUUGUCGGAAUUUCUCGAGUUGAUGACUACUGGCACCACUGGCAAGAUGUAUUUGCUGGAGGUCUUCUAGGGCUUACGGUUGCUACAUUUUGCUAUUUGCAGUUCUUUCCACCCCCAUAUCAUGCCCAAGGUUGGGGCCCGUAUGCUUACUUCCAGGUGUUGGAGGAGUCACGUUCAGGGACACAGGUUACCAGCACAGUAAAUGCGAGCAAUGUGCAGGUCAUAGAUUCUCGGGUUGGGAAUCAGGUAGACGAAACAAGCAUCCAUGGAUGUAUGGGGUUAACAUUAGCACGUGAUUCUGGUUCGGCAUUGGAAGAUUUAGAAUCUGGAAGGAGAUAGUUUUGUGCAUUUGUUGAUUCUUCCUCCAAGCUCUUCAAAAGUGUGUUUUGAAUGCAAAGGUUACUCGGACGUUUGGAGCUUAUUCCUGCCGGUGUACAUAUUUGUAGAGAAAUGCCACAAUUCAAACUGACAGGAACACUGCCCUUGCUUCCAAGCUUGUUUUUACGAAUCUUGACGGAUUCUGUUUAUAUUCUAUAUCCCCAGUUAAAGCUCCA
Pyrus x bretschneideri (Chinese white pear) is the source of this 1506-nucleotide messenger RNA. RefSeq names its product lipid phosphate phosphatase 2. Bases 167 to 1291 code for a protein of 374 amino acids. Lineage: Eukaryota; Viridiplantae; Streptophyta; Magnoliopsida; Rosales; Rosaceae. The transcript has 9 exons. The record is from RefSeq and is a predicted model, not a curated record. Gene Ontology annotation, molecular function: phosphatidate phosphatase activity. Gene Ontology annotation, biological process: phospholipid metabolic process.